AUUUUAUUUGGCAAGCAUGCACAAGGAGCAAGGUCCGUCGCCACAAAAUGAUUUGAACAAUACGCCGGAACAUCUGCGACCUGGUUUCAAUGAACAGCAGCCAGUGCGACAAUACGAUCCUCGUGAUUUUGGACUGACAGGCAACGAGGAGUGGCGCCAUCCGGGCUUCUUUCGCAACCUAAGAUAUGAGACUGACGAUGAGCCCCGUCAGCAGCAACAGCACCAGCGACAAGCGAGGUAUUAUCCAUUUCAGUCCCUUAAUCUGAACAAUCUGCCGGAGGAACAACUGGCGGAUAUGUCGGCACCAGCAUACAAUGUAUCCAUUCCCUCACACCUAUCCAGAUCUGAUAACGAGUAUCUGGCCAAUAUAUCGCCACCAGACAUGGCCCAUACGGAAAAUGAAGCUGGCAAAUAUCCGGAUAGCGUCUACCAACAGACUGUGCAUAGUUUGAAGCACCAGCGUGGAGAUACUCUACUAGAUCCAUUGAACAACAAUGUGCAUACAACGCAUCACAAGAUAACCACCUAUCGUGAUCCGAGCGGAAAUAUUACCAGUCAGGUGGAGGAGACCAGCACAGUGUCAAAUGCACCCUGUGACCAAUUGCCCACAUUGGAUUGUACGCCUGCUGGCGUACGCACAUCGGUGGUGGGUGCACCCAUUCGUCAUUUGCACUUUUCGAUGCCGGUACAGUUGGACGAUAUAUCGAUGCCAUCCUUCCAAGACACAUCGAUGCCUGCGAUGAGUACGCGCAUUGCUGCGGCUCAGAACAUGACAAGUGAAUGCCUGGCGGACCAAAGUGCUCCUUCUUUUAUUAUGGACUCAUCGGACCGCCGAUUGCUAGCGCGACCAAAUAAUGUUAGCAAUUUCAUAGCGCAAUCUAUCGGCAACAACACGUGCCUGGAAGAUGUCAGUAUGCCAUCGUUUCCCCAUAGCACACUUACCAGUCACUAUAGUGAAAACCUGGAAAACGAAUAUAACGAGUGCUUGGACAAUCUGACAAUGCCAUCGUUUGCAGGUGUCUCGGGAGCAGGAAGGGGAGCUUCGCCCGGAAAAGCCAACUGUGUGAACAGUGAAUGCCAGAAUAAUCCCACAGUAUAUCAACACGAGCGUAACACAGCAGCUCUGCAGGACAUCAGCAUGCCUUCAUUCGCAGAUGUAUCAGAGGCUUCCAGCGGAAGAGCUGCGACACGUCAACAGCAAACAAUGCCAUCCCAGAAUAUCAGUGAUAUUUCCGCUCCAUCAUUCGGAAGUACCGGACUUGGUCCAAUGACUACUUCUGGUCAAGAACCCUCUAAUAAUGAGUUCAUAGGGAACGUCAGUAUGCCUUACUUCGGGGGAGUCUCGGGAGCUUCCAGAGAAAGAACUCCAACACGUCCACAGCAAACAAUGCCAUCCAAGAAUAUCAGUGAUAUUUCUGCUCCAUCAUUCGGAAGUACUGAACUUGGUCCAAUGACUAGCUCCGGUCAAGGACCUACUCACAAUCAGUUCAUAGACGACUUCAGUAUGCCUUCCUUCGGAGGAGUCUCGGGAGCUUCCAGAGGAAGAACUCCUAUACGUCAACAGCAGACAAUGCCAUCCCAGAAUAUCUGUGACAUAAGUGCUCCAUCAUUCGGAAGUACCGGAGUUGGUCCAAUGACUACCUCUGGUCGAGGACCCUCUAAUAAUGAGUUCAUAGAGGACGUCAGUAUGCCUUCGUUUGGGGCAGUCUCCGGAGCUUCCAGAGCAAGAACUCCAACACGUCAACAGCAGACAAUGCCAUCCCAGAAUAUCUGUGACAUAAGUGCUCCAUCAUUCGGAAGUACCGGACUUGGUCCAAUGACUACUUCUGGUCAAGAACCCUCUAAUAAUGAGUUCAUAGAGGACGUCAGUAUGCCUUCCUUCGGGGGAGUCUCGGGAGCUUCCAGAGGAAGAACUCCAACACGUCAACAGCAACCAAUAUCAUCCCAAAAUAUCUGUGACAUAAGUGCUCCAUCAUUCGGAAGUACCGGAGUUGGUCCAAUGACUACCUCUGGUCGAGGACCCUCUAAUAAUGAGUUCAUAGAGGACGUCAGUAUGCCUUCCUUCGGGGGAGUCUCCGGAGCUUCCAGAGGAAGAACUCCAACACGUCAACAGCAGACAAUGCCAUCCCAGAAUAUCUGUGACAUAAGUGCUCCAUCAUUCGGAAGUACCGGACUUGGUCCAAUGGCUACUUCUGGUCGAGGACCCUCUAAUAAUGAGUUCAUAGAGGACGUCAGUAUGCCUUCCUUCGGGGGAGUCUCCGGAGCUUCCAGAGGAAGAACUCCAACACGUCAACAGCAGACAAUGCCAUCCCAGAAUAUCUGUGACAUAAGUGCGCCAUCAUUCGGAAGUACUGGACUUGGCCCCAUGACUAGCUCUGGUCAAGGACCUACUCACAAUCAGCUCAUAGACGACUUCAGUAUGCCUUCCUUCGGGGGAGUCUCGGGAGCUUCCAGAGGAAGAACUGCGACACGUCAACAGCAGACAAUGCCAUCCCAGAAUAUCUGUGACAUAAGUGCGCCAUCAUUCGGAAGUACUGGACUUGGCCCAAUGACUAGCUCUGGUCAAGGACCUACUCACAAUCAGCUCAUAGACGACUUCAGUAUGCCUUCCUUCGGUGGAGUCUCGGGAGCUUCCAGUGGAAGAACUCCUAUACGUCAACAGCAAACAAUGCCAUCCCAGAAUAUCAGUGAUAUUUCCGCUCCAUCAUUUGGAAGUACCGGACUUGGUCCAAUGACUACUUCUGGUCAAGAACCCUCUAAUAAUGAGUUCAUAGAGGACGUCAGUAUGCCUUCCUUCGGGGGAGUCUCGGGAGCUUCCAGAGGAAGAACUCCAACACGUCAACAGCAACCAAUAUCAUCCCAAAAUAUCUGUGACAUAAGUGCUCCAUCAUUCGGAAGUACCGGAGUUGGUCCAAUGACUACCUCUGGUCGAGGACCCUCUAAUAAUGAGUUCAUAGAGGACGUCAGUAUGCCUUCCUUCGGGGGAGUCUCCGGAGCUUCCAGAGGAAGAACUCCAACACGUCAACAGCAGACAAUGCCAUCCCAGAAUAUCUGUGACAUAAGUGCUCCAUCAUUCGGAAGUACCGGACUUGGUCCAAUGACUACCUCUGGUCGAGGACCCUCUAAUAAUGAGUUCAUAGAGGACGUCAGUAUGCCUUCCUUGGGGGGAGUCUCCGGAGCUUCCAGAGGAAGAACUCCAACACGUCAACAGCAGACAAUGCCAUCCCAGAAUAUCUGUGACAUAAGUGCGCCAUCAUUCGGAAGUACUGGACUUGGCCCAAUGACUAGCUCUGGUCAAGGACCUACUCACAAUCAGCUCAUAGACGACUUCAGUAUGCCUUCCUUCGGGGGAGUCUCGGGAGCUUCCAGAGGAAGAACUGCGACACGUCAACAGCAGACAAUGCCAUCCCAGAAUAUCAGUGAUAUUUCCGCUCCAUCAUUUGGAAGUACCGGACUUGGUCCAAUGACUACUUCUGGUCAAGAACCCUCUAAUAAUGAGUUUAUAGGGAACGUCAGUAUGCCUUCCUUCGGGGGAGUUUCGGGAGCUUCCAGAGCAACAACUUCGACACGUCAACAGCAAACAAUGCCAUCCCAGAAUAUCAGUGAUAUUUCCGCUCCAUCAUUCGGAAGUACCGGACUUGGUCCAAUGACUACUUCUGGUCAAGAACCCUCUAAUAAUGAGUUCAUAGGGAACGUUAGUAUGCCGUCCUUCGGGGGAGUCUCGGGAGCUUUCAGAGGAAGAACUCCAACACGUCAACAGCAACCAAUGCCAUCCCAGAAUAUCUGUGACAUAAGUGCUCCAUCAUUCGGAAGUACCGGAGUUGGUCCAAUGACUACCUCUGGUCGAGGACCCACUAAUAAUGAGUUCAUAGAGGACGUCAGUAUGCCUUACUUCGGGGGACUCUCAGGAGCUUCCAGAGGAAGAACACGUCAACAGCAAACAAUGCCAUCUCAGAAUAUCAAUGAUAUAUCCGCUCCAUCAUUCGGAAGUACCGGACUUGGUCCAAUGACUACUUCUGGUCAAGGACCCUCUAAUAAUGAGUUCAUAGGGGACGUUAGUAUGCCAUCCUUCGAGGGAGUCUCGGGAGCUUCCAGAGGAAGAACUCCAACACGUCAACAGCAACCAAUGCCAUCCCAGAAUAUCUGUGACAUAAGUGCUCCAUCAUUUGGAAGUACCGGACUUGGUCCAAUGACUACUUCUGGUCAAGAACCCUCUAAUAAUGAGUUUAUAGGGAACGUCAGUAUGCCUUCCUUCGGGGGAGUUUCGGGAGCUUCCAGAGCAACAACUUCGACACGUCAACAGCAAACAAUGCCAUCCCAUAAUAUCUGUGACAUAAGUGCGCCAUCAUUUGGAAGUACCGGACUUGGUCCAAUGACUACUUCUGGUCAAGAACCCUCUAAUAAUGAGUUCAUAGAGGACGUCAGUAUGCCUUCCUUCGGGGGAGUCUCGGGAGCUUCCAGUGGAAGAAUUCCAACACGUCAACAGCAGACAAUGCCAUCCCAGAAUAUCUGUGACAUAAGUGCUCCAUCAUUCGGAAGUACCGGAGUUGGUCCAAUGACUACCUCUGGUCGAGGACCCUCUAAUAAUGAGUUCAUAGAGGACGUCAGUAUGCCUUACUUCGGGGGAGUCUCAGGAGCUUCCAGAGGAAGAACUCCAACACGUCAACAGCAACCAAUGCCAUCCCAGAAUAUCUGUGACAUAAGUGCUCCAUCAUUUGGAAGUACCGGACUUGGUCCAAUGACUACUUCUGGUCAAGAACCCUCUAAUAAUGAGUUUAUAGGGAACGUCAGUAUGCCUUCCUUCGGGGGAGUUUCGGGAGCUUCCAGAGCAACAACUUCGACACGUCAACAGCAAACAAUGCCAUCCCAUAAUAUCUGUGACAUAAGUGCGCCAUCAUUUGGAAGUACCGGACUUGGUCCAAUGACUACUUCUGGUCAAGAACCCUCUAAUAAUGAGUUCAUAGAGGACGUCAGUAUGCCUUCCUUCGGGGGAGUCUCGGGAGCUUCCAGUGGAAGAAUUCCAACACGUCAACAGCAGACAAUGCCAUCCCAGAAUAUCUGUGACAUAAGUGCUCCAUCAUUCGGAAGUACCGGAGUUGGUCCAAUGACUACCUCUGGUCGAGGACCCUCUAAUAAUGAGUUCAUAGAGGACGUCAGUAUGCCUUCGUUUGGGGCAGUCUCCGGAGCUUCCAGAGGAAGAACUCCAACACGUCAACAGCAACCAAUGCCAUCCCAGAAUAUCUGUGACAUAAGUGCUCCAUCAUUUGGAAGUACCGGACUUGGUCCAAUGACUACUUCUGGUCAAGAACCCUCUAAUAAUGAGUUUAUAGGGAACGUCAGUAUGCCUUCCUUCGGGGGAGUUUCGGGAGCUUCCAGAGCAACAACUUCGACACGUCAACAGCAAACAAUGCCAUCCCAUAAUAUCUGUGACAUAAGUGCGCCAUCAUUUGGAAGUACCGGACUUGGUCCAAUGACUACUUCUGGUCAAGAACCCUCUAAUAAUGAGUUCAUAGAGGACGUCAGUAUGCCUUCCUUCGGGGGAGUCUCGGGAGCUUCCAGUGGAAGAAUUCCAACACGUCAACAGCAGACAAUGCCAUCCCAGAAUAUCUGUGACAUAAGUGCUCCAUCAUUCGAAAGUACCGGACUUGGUCCAAUGAAUACCUCUGGUAGAGGACCCUCUAAUAAUGAGUUCAUAGGGGACGUCAGUAUGCCUUACUUCGGGGGAGUCUCAGGAGCUUCCAGAGGAAGAACUCCUACACGUCAACAGCAAACAAUGCCAUCCCAUAAUAUCUGUGAUAUUUCCGCUCCAUCAUUCGGAAGUACUGGAUUUGGUCCAAUGACUACGUCUGGUCAAGAACCCUCUAAUAAUGAGUUCAUAGGGGACGUUAAUAUGACUUUCUUCGGGGGAGUUUCGGGAGCUUCUGCUCCAGAGUUUAUGGAGGACGUCAGCUUGUCUUCCUUUGGGGGAGUAUCAGUGGCUUCAAGAGCAAGAAAUCAGUCGCAUCAAAAGCGAUCUCUUCACUCCCAGACUGUGCGUGACAUAUUGGCUCAGUCUUUCCAAAAUAGCAGGUGUGGGUGCACUAAGAGGGAUCGCUUAGAAAACAUGCUUUCAUUUGGGAGCUCAGGUAAAGGACUCUCUAAUAAUAAUAAUAAGCGUUUAGAGGACGUCAGUAUGCCGUCUUUCGAGGGAGUCUCGGGAGCUUCCAGAGGAAGAACUGCGACACGUCAACAGCAAACAAUGCCGUCCCAUAAUAUCAGUGAUAAUUCCGCUCCAUCAUUCGGAAGUAACGGACUUGGUGCAAUGACUAGCUCUGGUCAAGGACCCUCUAAUAAUGAGUUCAUAGGGAACGUCAAUAUGCCGUCCUUCGGGGGAGUAUCGGGGGCUUCCAGAGGAAGAUAUCCGACUCGUCAACAGCACAAUAAUAUCUGUGACUCAGGUGCUCCACCAUUCGGAAAAAGUCGACGUAGUCCAGUGUCUCGUGUAUCUAGUUCACCGAAGAAACAUCCUGUGCGAAGCUUGUCGCAAGAAGCAAAACCCCGACGUCAACAAUGUUCGUCUGCAGAUUUGUCAAACUCUGGCAGAGGUCAAUUAUCAAAUGAGUGUUUAGAGAAUGUAACAAUGCCUUCGCUUGCUGGCGCUUCGGGUGCCACUUCUAGUCGAUGGAACAUAACUGGCAAUCAACGACGACCACGCUUCGAGUCGACUAACCGCAGCGAGCGUCUUGAUAAUGUGACUCCUCCCAGCUGUGGCAUGAGCAGUCGCGUCCCUGGAAAUCGAAGUCAGUUGCCGAAUGUUACCAGCGAAUACUUAACAGAUAUAUCCAUGGACUCAAUGCAGUCAGGAAUAUCGCCUCGACGCGUCCAGAGUUUCCCGGCCAUACCCAGUCAACAACAGAUUGGUGACAUAACAGCGCCAUCAAUGUAUGACUCCAACCCCAUUUCUAGAACUGGUCAGCGUUGCCCUGCCAAUGUAUCCUAUCCCAGCGAGAUGCUAGGAAAUCAAAGCGCUCCUUCUUAUUGUGACACCACGAAUCUGUCCAACCAGUCCGGAAUUAAAGAUCCGAUAUUCAAGAAUUUGAGUUCGACAAAUGAGAACAGCGAUAAUAUAACAAAACCAUCGUUGCUCUUUAAUGGAUCCGCGUUGGCAGAUAAUGAUAAAAUGUCCACAAAGGUGGCUCCGAAGUCGAGUUGCCCAAAAUCAAACAAAGUGAAGCACACCAGUGACAACAAAAUAUCAAACUUAGAGCAAUCAGGGGCAAGGUGUCGCGAGAUCAAGAAACAAUCCGAUCAACUAAGCAAUAAAACUGAUCGAUCUCUGCAGAAUAAAACCCAAGGCCCAGUACCCGUCAAGGUUGAGGUCAAGCAUGUGACACUUAGGACAUCGCUGACCUCAGUGAAGCGCUCCUGUACGGUUAAUAAUGUGAAUGCGGAAGACACCGAAAAUAGUUGCCGGUAUCGAGAUCAGAAUGUCUGCCAGCCAAAUAUUGAGGAUAUUUCGAUGCCGGCAUAUGAGAGUAUGGGCAUCAGUCCGAGUCCGGGGCAAUCAACAAAGUUCCUCACGGAUAUCAGUGAGCCGAGCUAUGGUCCCUCCUAUCAGUCCACACAGCAGCCAUUUCACAGUGAACCCAAUCGACCAAAUGAGACCUUUCACGGCUUUGACUCCAUGGAUAAUUAUGCGCCAUUCGAUGAGCUAGUCAAUUCGACGCCGCAAACGCAAAUAUCAAAUCAAGAAUCGGUUCAUUCCUAUGCAACACCAGAAGCAGUGCGCCGCAACAAUGCCGCAGUCGAUAAAACAUCCAAUGCAAUCCAAACAUCACAUCAGCAAACGCAAUGCUCUUGCAAAAGAAGGAUGCACGGACGAUCAAUAAUCCAAUAAUCGUGAUGGCAAUCAAUUUCCGCUAGAAAGCGUUUUACUCUCAUUGAUCAGCAUUUAUAAUUUCAAAUUUAAUCGAAAAUUAGGUUACAUAAUAAAUUCAAAGUAAAUUGAAA
This is a messenger RNA of Drosophila grimshawi, 7989 nucleotides long. RefSeq names its product hornerin. The coding region runs from base 17 to 7876 and encodes 2619 amino acids. The record is from RefSeq and is a predicted model, not a curated record. The transcript is spliced from 4 exons. Lineage: Eukaryota; Metazoa; Arthropoda; Insecta; Diptera; Drosophilidae.